Vanessa atalanta (red admiral) is the source of this 1081-nucleotide messenger RNA. It is a transcript of the gene Aanat, whose product is annotated as arylalkylamine N-acetyltransferase 1. The coding region runs from base 115 to 897 and encodes 260 amino acids. Lineage: Eukaryota; Metazoa; Arthropoda; Insecta; Lepidoptera; Nymphalidae. The record is from RefSeq and is a predicted model, not a curated record. Gene Ontology annotation, molecular function: N-acetyltransferase activity. The transcript has 5 exons.
CGCAACCAUUCCGACUUGGAAUCUCGCCGCGAUCCCGUCGGGGUGCAAGCGAGAGCUGAGAUCGAUUCGCGCGCGAAAAUUUACAGACGCGGUUUAAUUUUUUAGUUUUUCAAAAUGGCGGUUACAAGUGCCAGGAGCAUUAUCAAUAUGAAGGAGAAGGGUCAUUUUGGUCAUGAGAAAACAAGGAUUGAUAAAUAUACGUUGGCCGACGAGCUGCCGGCUCAGCUUUCUGAGCUGGACCUCAGGCCACGGACCAUGGCCCCUUCCUACACCCUGCGCAAGUUGACGCCAAAGGACAAGGAACCAGUGAUAGACUUCUUGAGGAGAUUUUUCUUCCGCGACGAACCUUUGAACCUGACAAUAAACCUGCUCGAAACCCCUGAGUCUCGCUGCAUCGAACUGGAGGACUAUGCAUCUUCCACACUUAGUGAUGGCGCAUCAGUAGCCGCAAUUGAUGAAAAUGGAGAUUUCGUGGGCAUGGUCAUCAAUGGAAUUGUUAAAAGAGAAGAAGUCGACUAUACGGAUAAGUCGGAAGGCUGUCCGAACCCGAAGUUCCGGCGGAUCUUAAAACUUCUCGGCCAUCUUGAUCGCGAAGCAAGGAUUUGGGACAAGCUGCCUCAGUCCUGCCACACCGUUCUGGAGAUCAGAAUCGCAUCCACCCACUCCGACUGGAGGGGAAGGGGUCUCAUGAGGGUCUUAUGUGAGGAGACAGAACGGAUAGCAAAGGAAUUGGGCGCGAGCGCCUUACGGAUGGACACAACCUCUGCUUUCUCUGCCGCUGCAGCGGAACGUCUGAAGUACAAGAAAGUGUACGGCUUGUUCUAUUCAGAACUGCCCUACGCCCCGCACCCAGAGCCCCCACAUCUUGAAGGCAGAGUGUAUCUCAAAGAGAUUUAAAGUAACACAUUUAUUAAAAUUUUAAAGAUAAACAAAAACAAUCACCUGUUAUCUUAAUAUAUAUAAUCUGAAUUCUUUCAAUUAAAUUUAGUAAAAUGAAUCAAAACGGUAAAAAAAAGAGGAUCCUGUCCGUGUGUCUAUUUGUUAUUGAUUAAUUAAAACGACUCAUUUAUGAGUCGUUUUA